Fusarium venenatum is the source of this 348-nucleotide messenger RNA. The record is from RefSeq and is a predicted model, not a curated record. Lineage: Eukaryota; Fungi; Ascomycota; Sordariomycetes; Hypocreales; Nectriaceae.
AUGCGCGUAUCGUCCUUGCUGCUGUUGCUGUCUGUGCCCAGAAGCUACCCGACGCGUGGAGGUGCAGGCAAGGAGGUAGUCAGUGACUGGUUUCACAAUUCUGUCAAGGCUGAUGUUCUUUGCAGUCAAACUCUGCCAAGUCAAGAUGAAUAUCAGGCAUUCGUUUUCAAAUGGAAAUGGGACAUAUCAGAAAUACCAUCCCCGUCGUUACCGGACUUAGCCCAGUUACAAACAGACAUGAAGCGGAUUGCGCGGAGAUGGGUAAAGCCAAUUGAGUCUGGCGCCAUGGGGCGGGGAGUUAGAAUGGUAUUCGUUAUCCAAUUCUUUCCAUCAAUAUCUACUCUUUGA